Molecule: messenger RNA, 2168 nt
Organism: Canariomyces notabilis
Lineage: Eukaryota; Fungi; Ascomycota; Sordariomycetes; Sordariales; Chaetomiaceae
Product: APG17-domain-containing protein
Exons: 2
Coding region: 196-1710 (504 amino acids)
Biological process (GO): autophagosome assembly; piecemeal microautophagy of the nucleus; autophagy of peroxisome
Cellular component (GO): phagophore assembly site; Atg1/ULK1 kinase complex
Molecular function (GO): protein kinase activator activity; molecular adaptor activity
Source: RefSeq, a predicted model, not a curated record
CUGUGCUUCACCUGAACCUCCAGAUCUCAAUCUGCUCUGUUCAUGGUCCGGCCCGUCCCAAAAUAGUCCACGAAAAUGCCGUGGCAUCCUUUACACGUCCUGCAUUUUGAAUUCAACUCUCGAACGCCGCAAUUCCGAGCUUAGAGUCAUCCUCCGAUUUCCCACCAUUUUUCUCCAAAAGGCCCGAGUCCAAACAUGGCCGUGUCUCGUCCAGCCUCGGCGGCCGAGUUCCAUUCCCGCCCGGUCUCGGUGCAGGAUCCCAUAUCACCCGAGUUCGACGUCGACGAUGUGCCUGUCGAGGUCCUCGUUAAGCACCUUCUGGCGGCGAAGCAGUCUCUGUCAUCAAUGGCGCUGGUCCUCCGCGCGAAUGACUUGGCUACACACGCCCGCCAGAUGUUCGAAGAAUCGGUCAUCCUGAGCGCGCAGACGGGCUUUUUACGUCAGGGGGUUGAGGAGGAGGUGCGAAUACUAAAGCAGGUCCGGCGCAGUAUGGGGCGCGCGUACGACAGCGGCCGUCGCGAGUUCAAGCAUCUGAUUCGCACCCUGGACAGCGCCAACGGCCGCCUCGAACAGACCAUGGGCAUGCUGCGGGCGACGCGCGUGGAGAGCGUAUUCCGCCCCCCGGGGGAGGAGGAGAAGUGUUUGAUGGAUUUUGUCGACGAGAAGAGUGUGGACACGAUGCGGGAUGCUCUGAAGGGGAGUAUUGCCGAGCUGCAGGCUGCACAAACCUCGUUCGACGGCGACCUCCUCCGCUUCGACAACGACCUGCGCCUGCUCGGCAAGGCCAUGUCUGCGGUACCGUCCCCUGGUUCGCCAUCAGCCUCGGCUGCCUACCAACCAAUACCACACCUGCUAGCCUCCCUAACCGAGCACUCGCACGCCAUGGCCGAGCAUCUCACCUCUCUGAACACCCACUUUGACAUGUGCGUCAAGGCGGUCCGCGCAACCGAGGGCGGCGCAGCACUGGCCCGGCGGCGCGCUGCCGAAGUGACCGACGACGGCGACAACCCGGUCUCGAUAUCGGGCGUCAUCACGGAGCAGGAAUCGCACAUGGCCGACCUCGAGCCGAUGGACCCGCAGGAGCGGGCCGAGAUUGUGCAGGUGGUGGUGCAGGACGCGCCCGAGGUGGACGAGGUCGUGGCCGAGAUCCAGACGGUGCUGCAGCAGAUGGAGCUCGAGUUCGGCGCGCUCAAAAAGCAGGCCGACGGCAUCCGCGCCGACUACGUCGCGACGCUGUCUGCGUUUCAGGUGCUCGAGGACGUCGGGUCGCGGCUGCAGAGCUAUGUGGCGGCUGAGGGCGAGUUUACCCAGCGCUGGGAGGACGAGAGGGGCAUCAUUUUUGACAGGCUCGAGGAGAUGGAGGAGUUGCGGCGCUUCUACGAGGGGUAUGCACGCGCUUACGGCAGUCUUUUGCUUGAGGUUGAGAGGAGACGCGGGGUUGAGGAGAAGAUACAGAGCGUGCUGCGCAAGGCGAAGGAGAAUGUGGAUAACUUGCUCCUGGCGGACAUGAAGCAGCGGGAGCAUUUUAGGCAGGAGGUUGGAGAGUUUUUGCCGACAGACCUCUGGGUGGGCAUGAACAAACCGCCGAGGCAGUGGGUGCUGGUGCCUGUCGAGGAGCGCCACGUGGACGGCGAGGAAGGGAAGCCGGAACCGGACACGCCGACACCGGCGAGAGCGACGGUAGCCAAGGGCAAGGAGCCUGUUCGGUAGGGUGUCAUAUCAUGUGCCUGGGUCGUUCGAUGGAGUGUACGGUUAUUUCGGUUGGAUGUGUUGGCUUUGACAGUUAAGGGCGUCUUCAGCAUACACAUGGAACUCGGAUGGUUUCGGAGUUUGGCUGGGAAUGUGGUAUCGGCUUUGUAUCAAAUUAUGUUGUAUCAAAUCUUGUUGAAGUACUUGGGUGGACUGGGGAAAUGUUGUAGAAGCAAUAUUUCCAAGUCAGGUGUCAGUGUAGGCCUACGGGCUGAAGUACAAUCGACCCUCCGGUUCUGAGUCGGAUCGGCGUGCCCCACUUCCAGCAUCAGGGCCGGACCCGGGCCACCGCCGAGAAGUGGAGCCCCGGCCUUGCCGGCACAUGGCGUGCCGAUACUGACCCUUGCCGAACUAGGUGGUUUAUGUAUUAUCGACCGCGGCGCCCGUUUGUGCACCGUUGCAACACCAUACAUUCGCAA